Pediculus humanus corporis (human body louse) is the source of this 855-nucleotide messenger RNA. RefSeq lists its product as uncharacterized. The transcript has 2 exons. Bases 1 to 855 code for a protein of 284 amino acids. NCBI's taxonomy places the organism in Eukaryota, Metazoa, Arthropoda, Insecta, Psocodea, Pediculidae. The record is from RefSeq and is a predicted model, not a curated record.
AUGAAUUUUAAUCCGGGAUUAUUUCGUUACGGGAGACGAUGUAGUUCCGUACAAAAUUUAGAUUUAAGUUGUGAAAGUGAAAAACAAUUUCGACGGUGUAAUUCAGCCGUUGGAGAUCUCAAACCUGAUGACGUGAAUUCGCUCGAAGUGCCACCCAAAGAGGUUCGCGGUAGAACUUUUCCCAAUUUAAGAGGAAUCGAUCCGAGCACGUUCAUGUGCGAAAGUUCUUCUUUCUUAUUUGACCUUUACCGGUGUAGUAAUUUACGGGCCUCCUCAGACGGUUUUCGUAGGAAUUUUUCCGAAAGAAAUUUGGGACCUUUGCCCGGUGAUAAAAAUUGGCUUGACAAUUUGCCGAAAUACAAAUCGCAAUUUAAUUUAUCGUCGGUUCAGCAAAAAGCUCGAAGAUCCUCGUUUUUUCAUAGAUCCAAUCAAUCGUUGAAGAAAAAAAAUUCGCUUCGGGAACAAGAUGAGGAUGACAUGAUAGAAAAUUGCAAGGGAUCGGAAAAGGAAUCGCAAAAUUUGAAUAAUAUCAAGACGAAUAAUAAUAAUAAUUGUCAGGAAAAUAAAAUUGAGAAAAAAAAUAAAAACGGAAAGAGGAACAAGAAAAAAAAAGAAGAAAAGAAAAACGUGACGAAUGAGAAAAAUAAUAAAACGUCAUCGAAAUCGUCUAAGAAAAAUCAAAAUCCGGAUAAUUGUUCGGAAAAAUCUCGUACCAGUCGAAUUUUUACCGGUACCGGAUUUGGAAAAUCGGAAGCUGUUUCAAAUGGUUCACCGCGUUCAAAAAAUAGAGGAAAAAUAAUGAUGAUAAGGUUAAGGUUUGCUCUAAGGUUUGUUCUCACGAUGUGUAAAUUAUAG